AGUGUUUCUUUGCGCUGUGCUAGGUUGAACGGAAGGUGAAACGAAGAAGCUGCGGAUAGAACGUUUCACAAUCACUGGGCAACAAUUGAGAACAUUGUACAGGAGGACAUCAAUGGAGUACACGAGCUAGUCUAUCCAGGGACGGGUCUGAGUCAGACCAUAACUAGGGCUUUACAUGGAGAGCUGAAAUUUAAUAUGAGGUUAACGACCUUAAUGAUGUACAUAUCCUCGGCUUUGCUAUUUGUUUUAUACAUUGGAUUUUCUGAUGCUGCACCUCGCGUCAACUCCUACGAUGCGUCGCCUAUCGCCAGGAAGCCUCGCUCAGCCUCCGCGAGCAUGGAACCCCUUUCCACCACCUUGCCUAAUCGGUUACCCGAGGACAGCUUUGUGAUCGGCCCGCUAACGGGACUCACCCCGUCACCGACUAUGGGUUUCACCCGUGCGACAAGGAAAACGAUACCGGUAUCGAAGAUUGCUGUCUCGCCAACAACAACCACCCAGCCACCAACAGCGGACCCUACAUUCCAAAGGCCAAACAUAAAAAUAAUUUCCAGAGAACAAAUAACGGCUUUAAGCUCCAGAACAUCCAAUUCGAGCAAAAGAUCCACUGAUGCGCAAACGUCCGUUUUUCCUCCAGAAAAAAGGCUGCAGACCAUGGUCUCCAUGGUUUCGCAGCGGACGACAAAUGAUGCAUGGUCAUUAGAUAACAUUCAUGCAUCGAUUAGCUCCUCGGAGAAUAGUCAAGAUAUCGAGACUCAUCAGACCAGGCAACAUUCUUCCAGUCUUCAACUGUCCAAUUUUGAGCCUCUAUGUAACUGCAGCAGCGAGGGGGUCCUGGACGUGGAUGAUUGUGACAAGAAGACGGGCCAGUGUGUCUGCAUGCCCGGUUACGCCGGGCUUCUGUGCGAGGAUUGUGAGGAGGGACAUUUUACCAACGGCACCACCGGCUGCAUGCCCUGCGGCUGCGACUCGUAUGGAGCCGUCAACCACCUCUGCGACAGCUCGGGGACGUGCGCAUGUAAGACGGGAGUGUACGGGCCCAAGUGUGACGAGUGCCACCCGGGGUUCUUCCGUUUCAGCAGUACCGGGUGCCAGCCGUGCCAGUGUAACGACCUUACCAACUACUGCCACCCACAAUCUGGAAUCUGUCUGAACUGCCAGGGCAACACUCAAGGACCCAACUGUGAGGAAUGCAAGCCACGGUUCUACCGCAGCUCUGGGGCUGCGACCACGGACGCCUGCGUCGCCUGCCCGUGUUUGAACACCAGCUCCACUGGCACCUGCCACACCGACUCCGAGGGCUUCCCGGUGUGUGACCAGUGCCUGUCCGCGUACAGUGGUCCGCUGUGUGACCAGUGCCAGGCCGGCUUCUACAGUGCCAGAGGUGCGUGUGUGUCCUGCGACUGCAGUGGGAAUGCUGACCCAAUGGGCCCGGCCCAGCUCUGCAACCCUCACACUGGCCAGUGCCUGAGCUGUUCCUUCAACACCACAGGCCCUCAGUGCCAGGUCUGUGCCCCCGGCUUCACGGGGGAUGCCCGCGCCCACAACUGCACUAGUCCAGAGGCACGGAUAAUUCCUAACCUGGAGGCGACGAUUACAACGGGCGCCCCUAAAACCGAUGUUACCCCCCUCGCUUCGACCCCCGGCACCAAAAGCCUGAGCUCCACGAUUCCCGCCAGCGCCACCGCCUCCACCACCAAGUCCAGCGCCUCGGUGAGCGUCACCACCACCCAGGCUCUGCUCACUAGCCUAGGCAGCCCCACGGAGAACACCACAGCCGCGCUGACGGAGGUCUCCUGGACCCAGUUCAACAUCAUCGUCCUGGCUGUUAUCAUCCUGGUGGUGCUGCUGUUGCUGGGCUUCGUGGGCGGGGUGUACACCUACCGAGAGUACCAGAACCGCAAGCUGAACGCCCCAUUCUGGACCAUCGAGCUGAAAGAGGACAACAUCAGCUUCAGCAGUUACCACGACAGCAUUCCCAACGCCGACGUGUCAGGCCUGCUGGAGGAUGAGGCCAACGAGCCGGCGCCUAACGGCCAGCUGGCUCUUACCACGCAGGGAAACUGCUACAAGGCCUAGCCCACGGGGCAGACGACGAGCACACUGUGGACAGACUGGACGCACACAGAGAAGCUUUCCGGCCCGGCUACCUGCCUCACCAGACGGACACAUUAAUAGGGUGGACUUUCAAAGCUGCUGGACGCUAAACCGAAAGCUCCAUGUGUAAUUCUACUGACUCUACCCACCUCGUCCCGGCCGUCAGCGAAACAGAUGGACAGUGAAACCCACAGGGUGAUGGACAGACGGUUGCGAAGAUGUGGUGAUGUGUUUCUGUUUUUUGUCCUGAGAGAUUUGAAUGAUUCACGGAUAAGGUCUGAAGAAGAGUAGUCUUUGGUCGUGCCUGCAGGGGGCACUGUUGUAAGCAGAUGUCGAUGGUUGUGAUGGGGUGUUCGUCCUUGCAACUGUGUAGGACUUGUCUGUGGUGUUUGGCAUAAGGCCCCCCCCAUUGGAGCUCACAGGGCAUCAGGCUACACUAGGAGCCCUAGAAUUCAAAUGGACUAACAGUUAUACUACUUGGACACAGUUUUGUUUAGACAAUGAUUGUUAUUUAAUUCAUUUUAAUUUAUUUAUUAUUUAUUGUUUCAGGUUUUGAUCCUUGGGAUAAAUGUUGCACAUGUUUGAUGUGUUUUUAAUGGCAUUUUAAUUUGUGAGCUAUAUUGAAUGCAAAUUUGAAAAGGGCAAAAUGUUUUCAUGUGUAUGUUUUUUGUGAAAGAUAUUGGGGAAUGUGAAGGCUGCUGGAUUUAUGACCUUGUGUUUUCUUUUCAGUUGUAUUAUGUAUGAAGAAUUUCCAUAUCCUUACCAUGAGUAUUAUUGAGAAAUGUUUGGAUAAUAUAAAACAUGCAUUUUCCCCUCGCAAAAUACUACUGUUCACUGCAGGUCAGUAGUUCCCAUUGGCUAUUAUAAUCUUCAAUUACCUAUAUAAUGACCGUGUGCUAAUCUAAUGGUCUAUGUUAUGCCUACCUCAACGGCAGUUGUUGAACACCUUGUUCCAAACGUAGUUGUAGUUUAAUAAGGCUAGUUGGUAGGCUUUUAGGACAAUAUAAUGCCAGUUUCAAUUCCUAAUUUGGUUUCAUCAAUACAAAAUAGAAAUAGAUUUUUGUGAUGUGUAGCUGGCAGCUUCAAAAUAAUCCUGCGCAAAUUAUUUUGUUUAUAAACUAAAAUGAAUAUCCUAUAUUUGUUUCUGUAAAAAGUGUAAUGAAUCUGGAAUUUCAACCUUUGUUUCAUCUGGCCUUUUUUCCCACUACUUUUUCUGUGCUUGUAUUUGAUCCCCCAACAGUAAUCCCAUGCCAAUACAAUAUAAUGUGUAUGUGUGUCGAAUCAUGUUACAAAAUACGGAUAAUCACUCUAAACCAACUCAUUACGUUCGAAUCUCAGUCGGGAUAAUGUCCCUGCACUGUUUUUGUAGUAAACAGCCUCAUUCAAAUUGUUACAUUUAAAGCACCCAAUUGUGAUGUAAAAUGAAUUGUUGCGGCGUGUGUAAGAGCGUUUCAUUUCAUGCACAAUACAUUUUAUUCAUCCACUGCGAUGCUGAUCUGACAACCAAUUCUCUGUAACAAAAAAUAUCACCUAGAAAGGGGAUCACAUAUGAGCACCUGAAAAUUCCAAAUAAGGCCACGUGUACAAAUUAGUAAAUUUCUCUUUAAGCUAGUAAGGGAAGUCACUCCUCAGGUACUGCCUCUUUCCCCAGUGCGGUCACUGUAAAUAAGAAUAGGAAAUUGUACAAAUAAAUGUGAAUAGGAUCAUUAUAAUUGUACAGGUAGUGAGCAAUGUGCACUCAGAACAGUCCCGCACUGAAUGACUCAACUGGUCUUAACGGCUUAAAUAUGGUCAGGACACAGUCCACAUAGGAAAUUAACUGUCAGUAGACCUUCCCUCUGAAUUGUGUUGCAGGAUAGAUGGUAUCUACCCAAAACACUGUUUUUAAUAAAAUAAUUCAUGGGGAAGAAUUUGUAAAUAUUACACACUGAAAAUGUCCUACACAAUGUCAAAUAAAAUUGGGUUUUAUUGGUCUAAUUGA
Esox lucius (northern pike) is the source of this 4078-nucleotide messenger RNA. Its product is annotated as multiple epidermal growth factor-like domains protein 9. Gene Ontology annotation, cellular component: basement membrane. Gene Ontology annotation, molecular function: extracellular matrix structural constituent. The transcript has 7 exons. Bases 196 to 2079 code for a protein of 627 amino acids. The record is from RefSeq and is a predicted model, not a curated record. NCBI's taxonomy places the organism in Eukaryota, Metazoa, Chordata, Actinopteri, Esociformes, Esocidae. Gene Ontology annotation, biological process: axon guidance.